Gadus morhua (Atlantic cod) is the source of this 2488-nucleotide messenger RNA. It is a transcript of the gene c18h10orf90, whose product is annotated as chromosome 18 C10orf90 homolog. The transcript has 5 exons. Bases 758 to 2488 code for a protein of 576 amino acids. NCBI's taxonomy places the organism in Eukaryota, Metazoa, Chordata, Actinopteri, Gadiformes, Gadidae. The record is from RefSeq and is a predicted model, not a curated record.
UUCUUUCUUCUCCUGGUCGUCAGACUGGGUGUUCUGAUUUCUGUAUUCCUCUCGGUUCCUCCCUUCUCCUCUCUCCUCCUCCUCCUCGUCCUCUCCUCUCCUCCUCCGUCUCCCUCUCUCGUUGUGUAUUGGACUGUGUGCUGGCCCUCUGUUCUGUGGCUCUGUUGUUGGCCCUGUCGUCCCCUCACAUGGCUCCACGGCUGACUAGGGACAGUGUCUGUCGAAGAGGCUGGUCUAGCCUCACGCACCCAGAGAGAAAGACACAGGCUCGUCCUGAAAACAGCAGGACUCACCACCAAGGAGAAAUUGUUUCCGGUCGACAUCCAAUCUAAAAGUCUUGAUUAUUCUUGGGCAGCUUUUUUUUUCGGUUGAACUCGAAAAGUGCAGCGCCUGCUUUAAGGUGGAAGGGUCGGUCCAGGCUGGGGUGAUUAUAGGAUUCUCAGCAAGAGCACGCUGGAAGGAGGAGAAUCGUUUCCAUCCUGACAGGAUUAUUUGACUUUCAUGUGCUGAGUGCUGUUGGAAGGCAUCCUGCGAGCUGGCCGUGCAAGGUUAGUUUGUCACCUGGAGAGAGGGAGAGAAGGAGAGAGAGAGAGGGAGAGGGCGAGAAGGAGAGAGAGAGAGAGAGAGAGAGAGAGAGAGAGAGAGAGAGAGAGAGAGAGAGAGAGAGAGAGACCUCCAGUCUGCGGUUCCUUUAUCCCCCCUGCAGUCUGAAACCCGAGGCCGCGCUGAGCCGAGCGCAGGCCGGCCCCCCGGGGAGAUGACCCUCCGCGGGACAGCUGUCCCCCUGCGCAGGUCCCCCAGCUGGCGGCGCUCAGGUGAUGACUCCCACUGGGAGAGCCUGCUGUCCGGGGGGGAGGCCCCGCCCCCCCCGCGCCGCCCGGCCCGGCCCCAGAGCGUCUCGUCGGAGCGCGGCCCCGCCGACCACUGGCUCUGGGAGCCGGAGAGGACCCAGAGAGGAACCCCCCGAGACCCCCCCCAGGACCACCGCGGCCCCGGGCCCCCUUACGACCGCCCGACCCCCACCAUGCCCACCCUCCACACCCAGGACCCCCCGCCCCGGGGGCCCGACCGGACCCCGCCAGCCACCACCAGACGGACCUCUUACCGCGGGGAGGACUCCCCCCCCUACAGCCGGACCCCCAGCGGGGGCUCCGGGUCCCGGGGGGGCAGCCAGGAGUCCCUGCUGGGCCCGGACCGCGGGGCCCCUGGGGAGCGGAGAGGGAGCCACGAGAGGGCCCGCAUGGUGCAGGGGCCCGUCCCGGGGCAGGCGCGGGUCAGCGCCCUGGCCCCCGUGAGGGUCGGCUGGCUGCCGGUGCAGAGGAGGGUGUCCGGGAUCGGGGACCCCCCCCAGGGCCAGACCCCCAGGGCGGAGAGCCAGCCCAGCGCUCAGAUGAAAAUGAAACAACCAAUUACCCCGAUUCUCCAGGCGUCUCCUUCCAACGGUUUCAAACACCACGACGGGGAGGCGGAGCAGAGGGAGGCGGGGCCCUACGGUCCGCGGGCGGGGGCCAGGUGCUCACCUGAGACCAGGUGCUCACCUGAGAGGACGGAGUGGAGCACGUCUGAGUGGAGCACGUCUACCGUCGCCACCCCCCCGCUCCAACAGGUGUCCAAUAAGAUCAGUGUUGCCACCAAAGAGCGCGGCCCCCUCACCUGGCAGAGCCUGAGGAGGGGCUGGGGCUUCUGUAAGAUCUCGGCGCUGAGCGGAGGAUCCAAGGUCUCGCCCAGACCCCCCGGCACCGAGGUCCGGACCCCCCCACCGCCAUCGUCGGAGGGGUGGGGGCUGCACCCUCCUCUCUACAGGACCGGCAGCGCCCAGCCGGCCGGGUCCACCGCGAGGAGGGACGGCGUCUCACGACCGUCACCGCGGGAGACCGCCUCCGUCGCCACGACGACCACCACCACGACCCUGGUCCCGCACGACAAGGUCAGCUUCUCCUCCAUCACCAUCUGCUCCAAGAAGGUCACCAGGACGACCAGUCUGCCCCCUGACAACGACAACAACGUCCACAGGGCCGCCCCCCCCUCCCACCCGGGACAGCGGCCCCCCGGGGCCCCCGACUCCGUCACCCUGCGGAGGAAGGCCACCGUCGUCAAGGUGACGGAGCAGAGGAUGACCUCCGCCUCCUCCCCGUCCGCCGCCACCGCGCCGGCUCGGAGGCCGUCCCCCGACCGCGUCGCCCCUGGCGACGGUCGCCAGGGCGACGCGGCGGUCCACCGGAGGAAAGCCACGGUCAUCAAGGUGACGGAGCGCCGGGAGAGCUACAGCGCGGCCGUCACCCCCGGCAACCGGCCGCCCCACUACCGACACAGCUACACGGAGGGGGUCUACACAGAGGACAGCGUGUGGCGCCAGGGGCCCCAGGGACACCAGGGGCCUCAGGGGCCCCAAGAGCGCUACGUAGGACCCCCACAGAGGGGGCCCUUCCAGCGAGGGCCCCCAGAAGACCGGUGGGGCCCGGUGGCACCGCAGGGGGCCUGGUGCUGA